Messenger RNA from Syngnathus typhle (broad-nosed pipefish), 2554 nucleotides. It is a transcript of the gene rhot2, whose product is annotated as ras homolog family member T2. Gene Ontology annotation, biological process: mitochondrion organization; small GTPase-mediated signal transduction. The transcript is spliced from 19 exons. Gene Ontology annotation, cellular component: mitochondrial outer membrane. Bases 155 to 2017 code for a protein of 620 amino acids. The record is from RefSeq and is a predicted model, not a curated record. Lineage: Eukaryota; Metazoa; Chordata; Actinopteri; Syngnathiformes; Syngnathidae. Gene Ontology annotation, molecular function: calcium ion binding; GTP binding; GTPase activity.
AUGUACUAGUUCACCUUGUCCAAAAAACGAAGUAGAGAGCAACGUACAGGCGAACAGUUGAGAAGCUUUCGCCGAAGUUUUAUCAUUCCAAUGAAAAACAAAUGUCCCCGUAGCACAGCGGCGUGUCUGGCUGGUCUUCGAACGGGAAGUCAACAUGAAGCAGGACGUGAGGAUACUUUUGCUGGGGGAACCCAUGGUGGGGAAGACUUCCCUCAUCAUGUCCUUGGUUGGAGAGGAGUUCCCCGAGGAGGUUCCGUCUCGAGCUGAAGAAAUCACCAUCCCGGCUGACGUCACUCCAGAGAAAGUGCCCACACACAUCGUGGACUACUCGGAAAAAGAGCAGAGUGAUGAGACCCUUAGGGAAGAGAUUCUCAAGGCCAAUGUGAUAUGUGUAGUCUAUGAUGUCACCAAUGAGGACUCGAUAGAGAAGAUCAAGACAAAAUGGAUACCUUUAGUCAACGGCGAUGCAGAAAAAGGAAACAAAGUUCCAAUCAUCCUCGUGGGGAACAAGUCGGAUCUGCGCUCUGGCAGCUCCAUGGAAACCAUUGUCCCGAUCAUGAACCAGUUCUCUGAGAUUGAAACGUGCGUGGAGUGCUCAGCUCGCAAUCUCAAAAACAUAUCAGAGCUGUUCUACUACGCACAGAAGGCAGUCCUUCACCCCACCGCCCCUCUGUACGACCCUGAGGAUAAACAGCUCAAACCUCCAUGCGUCAGAGCGCUCAGUCGAAUCUUUUACAUCUCCGACCAGGACAACGAUCAUAUCCUCAGCGACGCUGAGCUCAACGCUUUUCAGAAAUCUUGUUUUGGAAAUCCGCUGGCGGUGCAAGCCCUGGAAGAUGUGAAGACAGUUGUGUGGAAAAACACUAGUGAUGGCGUGCAGGACAAUGGCCUGACCUUAAAUGGUUUCUUGUUCCUUAAUACAUUAUUUAUCCAGCGAGGCCGACAUGAAACUACAUGGACGAUCCUCAGGAAGUUUGGUUACGAUGACAACCUCGAACUGACCGACGACUACCUUUACCCCGCCCUCCGGGUUCCUGCGGGCUGUACCACUGAACUCAAUCAUUUGGGUCAGCACUUCCUGCAGCGGCUGUUUGAGAAGUAUGAUGAAGAUAAAGACUCUGCGCUGUCCCCAGCAGAGCUGAAGAAUCUGUUCUGCGCUUGUCCUUACAUGCCGUGGGGCGCCGAGGUCUACGCGACUGUCCCGACAACCGCCGAAGGUUACAUCUCCAAUCGCGGCUAUCACUGUCAGUGGAAGCUUUCUGCUUACCUGGACAUCCACCGUUGCCUGGAGCACCUCGGGUACCUGGGCUAUCCGAUCGUCACAGAGCAGGAAUCGCAGACUGCUGCGGUCACGGUAACAAGAGAGAGAAGCGACGACCUGGCAAAGUGCCAAACGCAGCGCUCGGUCUUUCUGUGCAAGGUGAUCGGACAGCGGGGGACCGGCAAAACGACCUUUCUACAGGCCUUCCUCGGCCGCAGCGCCGUGAACAACCCCGGUAGCGGCAACGGCGGCGCCUUUUCCCCCUUCGCCAUCAACACGGUCCAAAUCAGCAAUCAAGAGAAGUCCCUGAUUCUCCAUGAGGUGGACGUAGAGGCGGACUUCUUAAAGGAGUCAGACUCCCGCUGUGACGUCGCCUGUCUCAUGUACGACACCAGCGACCCGCAUUCCUUCGACUACUGCGCCAGCAUAUACAAGCAACACUACAUGGAGAGCGACAUCCCAUGUGUGUUGGUGGCCUCUAAGCAAGACCUGCCCGAAGUCAAGCAAUUCCACGGAGUUACGCCAGCCGAGUUCUGCUUCAAGCACAAGCUGCCUCCGCCGUUGCCUUUCUCCCACACAUUUCUCAAAUCUACCACCGAGAACAUCUUCACUAGACUUGCCUGGGCCGCUGUGUACCCACACCUGAACGGCUCAGGCAUGAGCAACACGUCCUUCUGGCUGAGAGUGGCGUUGGGCUCAGCUGUGCUUGCCGUUGUGGGUUUCACUAUUUUCAGAGUGGCUGUCAGACUGAAAUGAGCCCGAGACCCAGCUGAGUUUUGCAUUUGUUUGAUUGUUGCUCCGGCCAUACACAUUAAGACUCAUUAGUUGUGUGUUUUGGCACUGUCCUCGUGUCAAAACAGUGCUGAGAUCCUUACAAUUCCUUCUUUUGCCACAUGCAUCUUUUCUUUGCCUUACCUUUACCUGUUUGACGCAUUGAUUCCACAGAUGACAGUUUUAUCAAUUGGCUGUAAAUGAGAUUGAAAUGUUUUUACGUGCAGUGUUACCUAAGCAGAAUUCAACGGCAAUGCCAAAACUACCGGGCUGCAUUUCCAGCAGCUAUCUGGAGCCCCAGAGUCUUAAUUUUGACCACAGGAUGGUUACGCCUUACGUUUGCCUCGCUAUUAAGCUGCAACUAGUGAUAGCAUGUUAAAUGCACCUAAACAUUCAUACCCCUUUUCCCCUGAGGAUGUAUUCAAAUGACCUGGAUGCCCUUCUGUAUUUUUGUAAUAUUAGGUUUUUCAUAAAGAGUCAACUGUUCUUAACAUGCUCAAUAAAUGAACACAACACACCAUC